Molecule: messenger RNA, 2336 nt
Organism: Cryptomeria japonica (Japanese cedar)
Lineage: Eukaryota; Viridiplantae; Streptophyta; Pinopsida; Cupressales; Cupressaceae
Product: protein DETOXIFICATION 46, chloroplastic
Exons: 14
Coding region: 327-2132 (601 amino acids)
Biological process (GO): transmembrane transport
Cellular component (GO): membrane
Molecular function (GO): antiporter activity; xenobiotic transmembrane transporter activity
Source: RefSeq, a predicted model, not a curated record
UAAUCAAAAUUGCAGGUAAAACCAUCCCAAAAUUCCACGCUAGUGGACCAUUUUUCUUUGCCUAUAAUUACAAAGGAGAGGCAUCAAUCGAAGGUCAACAUGAAUUCUGAUGCCCAAGAAAGAAACAAAUGAUCAGGUGCAAAUAGGCUUACGUCAAGGGAACAGUCUCUUUCGAAUUGAAAGGCAUAUAUAUCACAAUAUAUUAUGUUCAGGGACGAGUUGGAAUUGCCCUCGGAGCUCAAUCGGCGCCCAAAGGCAGGUGGACUUUAGGAAAACCCUUCUGCAAUCAUUUACCACCUGUCUUUUAAGUCUAUUAUUUGUAAGCCAUGGAAUCCCAUGCUCUACACCUUUUGCCAAAUACCUUCUUCAAUAAUAGUUAUAGAUGUGCACAGAACAAAAUUUGGUACUCAAAAUGCUUCCCAUUGCCUUUUAGGAUGGCUGCAAAGAAAUACUCUUUCCAAAAAUACAUGCCUGCCCAACAUGUUUUACUAACAAUGCGUAAUGAGAGUUGGAAUCAUAGAAUGCAGAGCAGAGAAAGUAGCACCCAUUUUAGAACAUCAUGCUUUGGGAGCGAAAGCGGCCAGAAUAUCAUAGACAAUUGCUUUGAAUUAAAUGUAGAAAUUGUAGAGAGAUGUGAUGUGGACAUAGAGAAAUUUAAGGAAAAUGUAUCCGGUGGCAAUGGGAGGAUUGUAUCACAAGAGGAAGAGAUUGAAAAAUUAUCAGAGAGUGCUACUAAUGGUGUAUUGGAAGGUGGAUUGAAGUUUAUGGAUACUUCUCAGAGUAUGUGGCAACAGAUGAAGGAUGUGGUCAUGUUUGCAGGGCCUGCUCUUGGAAUAUGGUUAUGUGGGCCUCUUCUCAGUCUCAUUGAUACAGCGGUCAUUGGGCAAAGCAGUUCUUUGGAGCUUGCAGCAAUGGGACCAGGCACUGUCGUUUGUGAUUACUUAAGUUAUGUAUUCAUGUUUCUAUCUAUUGCCACUUCAAACAUGGUUGCUACUUCUUUGGCUCAAAAGGAUGAAGUUGCAAUGCAACAACAGCUCUCCAGGUUGUUAUUUGUAGCAUUAGCAUGUGGAAUUGGGAUGCUUCUCCUCACAAAGGCUUUUGGUACACCAGCACUUCAUGCUUUUGUUGGCUCCAAUAAUGCCAGUCUAGUUCCUGCAGCAAGCACAUAUGUUCAGAUCCGAGGCUUGGCUUGGCCAGCAGUACUUGUAGGCAUGGUUGCUCAAAGUGCAAGCCUUGGCAUGAAAGACUCCUGGGGCCCUUUGAAGGUGUUGUCUGUUGCCAGUUUGGUAAACGGAGUGGGGGACAUCCUCUUAUGUAGUUUCAUGGGCUAUGGCAUUGCUGGUGCUGCUUGGGCAACAACUGUUUCACAGUUUGUUGCAGUCCUUAUGAUGCUUCAAUCAGUUAACAAGAAAGGCUAUAAUGCAUUCGCACUCUCAGUCCCUUCCUCAGAAAAUUUAAUUCAAAUAAUCCAAAUUGCUGCUCCGGUUUUCAUAACAAUGAUAAGCAAGGUUGCUUUCUAUUCUCUGAUUACAUACUUCGCAACAUCAAUGGGACCUGAGAAACUUGCUGCCCACCAGGUUAUGAUUGGAGUAUAUUGCAUGUGUACUGUUUGGGGAGAACCCUUGUCGCAAACUGCCCAGGCCUUUAUGCCAGCACUAAUUCAUGGCAUGAAUCGGAACUUGAAAAAGGCACGGUCACUACUUAAAUCAUUGCUUAUAUGUGGAGCAAUAACUGGCUUUACAUUGGGGUGCAUGGGCACAGCUGUUUCCUUGUUUUUCCCUCACAUUUUCACUAGAGAUUCUGCAGUCAUUGGUCAGAUGCAUCAAGUGAUUCUUCCUUUUUUUGUUGGUCUAAUUGUAACUCCUCCUACACACAGCUUGGAAGGAAGCCUGCUGGCUGGAAGGGAUCUUAAAUUUCUCAGCUAUACCAUGAGCUGCAACUUCUGUGUUUGUAGCCUUUUGUUACUGAUAAUAAACAACAAAGGCCUUGGUCUGCAAAGCUGUUGGUGGGCUCUUGCAUGCUUCCAAUGGGCUCGAUUUUCAGUGGCAUAUAAGCGAUUGGCAUCUUUUAGGGGACCACUUUAUGAUCCAGAAAAAGUUGGAAAUGAGCAUCAAAAGCUCAAGGCCAUAUAAGGAAAGCUAUAAAUUGAAUCGCGGCAAGAUUGACUGGAACAAAACCAUAAACAUGGAUAUUUUGUUGAACAGAAUUUAGAUCACAGAUAUGUAGUGAUUCGAGUCAUCAAAUAGUUAUGGCAUGUUGUACUGUUCUUGUCAAUCGUAAAUAUAUGAUUUUUCGUUGAUAUAAAAGAGGUGAAUGUAUGCGUCCUGAAUUCUUUA